Dunckerocampus dactyliophorus (ringed pipefish) is the source of this 2189-nucleotide messenger RNA. It is a transcript of the gene spns1, whose product is annotated as SPNS lysolipid transporter 1, lysophospholipid. Gene Ontology annotation, molecular function: transmembrane transporter activity. The record is from RefSeq and is a predicted model, not a curated record. Gene Ontology annotation, cellular component: membrane. The transcript is spliced from 13 exons. Bases 431 to 2005 code for a protein of 524 amino acids. Lineage: Eukaryota; Metazoa; Chordata; Actinopteri; Syngnathiformes; Syngnathidae. Gene Ontology annotation, biological process: transmembrane transport.
ACUGGGCGUCACGUGAGCUGGGGAGCGGAAGUUAGCUCACAAGUGUCAUGGUGGCAGCAAACAUGUCAUUUGUGAAGUUUUAACAGGUUUUAGCCUUAAAAGUCAUCAAGUGGCGAACGUAGAGGUGGUUGUCGCCGAGUGUGACACCCUCAACGACUUGUACGCGCGAGAGAGGCCAAGGUUUGACCGGAAGUGGAGACUAAUCUCAUCGUCUGACUCAUCCUGCGAGCUCACAGAAAAGCACCCGAGUGAGACGUCACAUGAAUUAUGUUGUGAUGGUGAAUGAUUGACAGCUGCUGCUCAGAUGCUUGGAGGAAGACGAUCGAGUGGAAUUUCGGAUCUCACCAGGAAGACUUCCUCUUCCUGUGCAGCGCUGUGACGUCACAUCAUCCAAUCAUCUUUCAGAUCGUUUCCUCAAGACCCGGCCGCCAUGUCUCUUGACGCGACCGCGUCGGACUCGGCGGCGUUGUUCUCGGAUGACAGCGAGGUGGAGGGUGGGGAGGAGGGUGUGGAGACUGAGAGGGAGGAGCCUAUUAGCGGCGUGUCAAGAGUGCGUGCGGUGCUGACUGUGUUAAUCUUGUGUUAUAUCAACCUGCUCAACUACAUGGACAGGUUCACCGUGGCAGGUACACACCUCCAUCAGCUGACUAACACACGCCCACAACACCUUCAUGCUGUCAUAUCUUUACUAGGCGUUCUUCCUGACAUCGAGCAUUACUUUGGAAUCGAUGAUAGCAAAUCGGGUCUGCUGCAAACGGUCUUCAUCUGCAGCUACAUGUUCCUGGCGCCGCUCUUUGGUUACCUUGGUGACAGAUACAACAGGAAGUGGAUCAUGAGCGCUGGCAUCACCUUCUGGUCUCUGGUGACGCUCGCCAGCUCCUACACACCGAGGGAGCACUUCUGGGCGCUGCUGCUGACCCGCGGCCUGGUGGGCGUGGGCGAGGCCAGCUACUCCACCAUCGCACCCACCAUCAUCGCUGACCUCUACGUCAAGGAGUCCAGGACCAACAUGCUGUCCAUCUUUUACUUCGCCAUCCCAGUGGGCAGCGGUCUGGGCUACAUCGUGGGCUCGCAAGUCAGUAACCUCAUGCAGGACUGGCACUGGGCACUGCGGGUGACACCGGUGUUGGGGCUGUUGGCGGUGCUGUUGCUGCUCUUAGUGGUCCAGGAGCCCAAACGAGGCGCCAUUGAAGCCCGGUGCCAACAUGGGCUUCACCAGACCAGCUGGCUGAGUGACCUGCAGGCCCUGAGCAGCAACACGAGUUUCAUCCUGUCCACCUUGGGAUUCACGGCGGUGGCCUUCGUCACCGGCUCGCUGGCUCUGUGGGCGCCGACCUUCCUCUUCAGAGCGGCUGUGUUCACGGGCGAGCGAGCGCCCUGUGUGGAGGGCCACUGCCCGUCCUCCGACAGUCUUGUGUUUGGCGCCAUUACGUGUGUCACGGGCGUGUUGGGCGUGGCCAGUGGUGUGCAGGCCAGUCGCCUGCUCCGGACCAGAACGCCCCGGGCAGAUCCGCUGGUCUGUGCCGCCGGCCUGCUACUGUCGGCACCCUUCCUCUACUUGGCAGUCGUGUUUGCUGAGGCCAGCACCAUCGCCACCUACGUUUUUAUUUUCCUUGGAGAGAGCUUCCUGUCCAUGAACUGGGCCAUCGUGGCUGACAUUCUUCUGUACGUGGUCGUUCCCACGCGCCGCUCCACUGCAGAAGCUGUGCAGAUCGUCAUCUCGCAUCUGCUGGGAGAUGCAGGAAGUCCUUAUCUGAUAGGAGUGGUGUCUGACGCGCUGAGGAAGAGGGAUUCCUUCCUGUGGCAGUUUCGCUCUCUGCAGCUCGCUCUGCUGCUCUGCACCUUCGUGGCCGUGGGAGGUGGAGCUUUCUUUCUGGCCACCGCCCUCUUCAUUGAAAGAGACCGCCAUCGAGCGGAGAACUUCGUCCCGACAGACGACGAGCCCAUCGUGGUUCCGAAAAGUGGGCGGUCCACUCGGGUUCCCGUCUCCAGCGUUCUGAUUUAACGGUCAUUUGUAGGACACGUCGGCCAUUUUUAUCUUUCUGUUUUUCUUUUAUACUUUUUACCAUCACGCUGGAGCUGACUUUUAGUCCAAGUUUUUAUCUGCCAUCUUUUAUCUCCAAACGUCCUGUCUUGUCUUCUUAUUCCCUUUCUUUUUUCUCAACCAAAUAAACAACUUCAACUUUUAA